GUGCAGGCGCCCGCCCGUUGGGUGACCAGAAGUCGGAGUUUCCCACACCUCUCCAGAGAGGGUCCCAGGAGGCCCUGCCCGGCAAGCAUCCUGACUUAGGACUUCCCUUUCCUGCAGGGGAGCAAUGAGGCAGGGAGCGGGCCUGGUCCCGCCUCUGGUGCUCUGCCUCUCACGUGCCCAUGGCCUCUCCCAGCCCGGUACUAAGCCAUGUCAUGAGUCUGGACCUUGUGGGAGAUUAACUCUUGGGUAUGGGAGCGCUUUGGAGGAGAAAUGACAGGUUCAGGGUCACCAACAGGCAGGGGCAGCUGUCAUACUUGAUAGAUCCUGCUCCUGGGAGUCUACGACAGAGAUGGUCAGGAACCCCGGCUGGAAAAGGUAGCCAAGAAGGGGGUCUGGGCACUCCUGGCCCGUGCCAAGCCGCGGCUGACCGGCUUCCGCUUCCCUGACUCUGCCUCUCAGUCCUCCCCCCCUUCCCCCCACAUAUACUUAAUACCUCUGGCACCCAGUCCACCCGCCGUGGACUUUGGCCUCAGCUGUAGCUCGUGCGGGAGCCGGGAGGACUGGGAGCAAAGGAAGAAGCGUCUGGUGCAGCACCUGCCAGCUUUCCCCAGAGGAGCUCCCCAGUGGGCGUGUGGGUGCUGGUCCCACCCGGCAGCCCGGCUGCCACCUGCAGAUCACGUGGGCUCGGCCAUGUGGCUGCCUGUGCUGCUGGGAGUCUUACUCUGGGCAGCACUGUGGCUGCUCAGAGACCGGCAGAGCCUGCCCCCCAGCAAUGCCUUCGUCUUCAUCACCGGCUGUGACUCUGGCUUCGGGCGGCUCCUGGCACUGAGGCUGGACCAGAGAGGCUUCCGAGUCCUGGCCAGCUGCCUGACCCCCUCGGGGGCAGAGGACCUGCAGCGGGCUGCCUCCUCCCGCCUCCACACCACCCUGCUGGACGUCACCGACCCCCAGAGCGUCCAGCGGGCAGCCAAAUGGGUGGAAACAUAUGUUGGGGAAACAGGGCUUUUCGGUCUGGUGAAUAAUGCCGGUGUGGCUGGUGUCAUUGGGCCCACACCAUGGCUGACCAGGGAUGACUUCCACCGGGUGCUGAAUGUGAACACACUGGGUCCCAUCGGGGUCACCCUUGCCCUGCUACCUUUACUGCAACGGGCCCGGGGCCGGGUGAUCAACAUCACCAGCGUCCUGGGUCGCCUGGCAGCCAAUGGUGGGGGCUACUGUGUCUCCAAGUAUGGCCUGGAGGCCUUCUCAGACAGUCUGAGGCGGGAUGUGGCUCCUUUUGGAGUACGAGUCUCCAUCGUGGAGCCUGGCUUUUUCCGAACCUCUGUGACAAAUCUGGAGAGUUUGGAGAACGCCCUGCAGGCCUGCUGGGCACGGCUGCCUCCAGCCACACAGGCAAACUAUGGGGAUGCCUUCCUUACCAAGUCCUCAGGACCCAGAAGAGGGCCCGAGAUGGGCUACAGUGGGACAGGGACACUGAUUCCAACCACCCACUGGGCUGCAGACCUGGAAGUGCAGCAGCAUGUCAUGAACCUCAUCUGUGACCCGGACCUGACCAAGGUGAGCAGGUGCCUGGAGCAUGCCUUGACUGCUUGCCACCCCAGAACCCGCUACAGCCCAGGCUGGGACGCCAAGCUGCUCUGGCUGCCAGCCUCCUACCUGCCAGCCAGCCUGGUGGAUGCUGUGCUCACCUGGGUCCUUCCCAAGCCUGCCCAGGCAGUCUCCUGAACCCAGUCUUCCAGCAAGAGAUUGUUCUUCAAAUGCAAGAACUUCAUUCCUGUCCCCACCCUGGUACUGGCACAAAACAGGCACUCAAUAAAUGUGUUUUUAAA
Myotis brandtii (Brandt's bat) is the source of this 1829-nucleotide messenger RNA. It is a transcript of the gene RDH5, whose product is annotated as retinol dehydrogenase 5 (11-cis/9-cis). The transcript is spliced from 6 exons. The record is from RefSeq and is a predicted model, not a curated record. NCBI's taxonomy places the organism in Eukaryota, Metazoa, Chordata, Mammalia, Chiroptera, Vespertilionidae. Bases 691 to 1725 code for a protein of 344 amino acids.